AAGAAGGGAUAAGAAGCAAGGGAGAGGAGCAAGGGGAGAAGAGGGGAGAAAAAGCGAAGGAUAAACGGUGGAUGGAGGCGGCUCGGACCGGGGCUACGGAGAGCUCUUCACCGACGAAGAAGAAGAACAGCAGCAGCAGGGGGGAGAAGAGAUGGAGGCAAAAGGCAGAAGCAUACCCCCAGAUAUCAGUUUCCUUCCCCGCCCAGCGCUGGUGUGGUGUGAGCGGGGCAUCCAGGUGCUGCUUACUACCAUGGGGGCGUUUGCAGCCUUUGCCCUGAUGACGGUGGCUAUAGGUACAGACUACUGGCUGUAUGCCCGUGCCUUCAUCUGCAACAGCACGGCCAACUCCUCCCAGGAUGACUCCAACAACAAAGACAAGAAAGACCCCGGGGCACUCACCCACUCCGGCCUCUGGAGGAUCUGCUGCCUUGAAGGCUUGAAGCGCGGCGUGUGUUCCCAGAUCAAUCACUUCCCAGACGACGCAGACUACGACCAAGAUGCUGCAGAGUAUCUGCUGCGUGUUGUGCGAGCCUCCAGCAUCUUCCCCAUCCUCAGUGCCAUACUGCUCCUGCUGGGUGGAGUGUGUGUUGCUUCCAGCGGCUUCUACAAGAGCAAAAGAAACAUCAUUCUCGGUGGAGGGAUUCUGUUUGUCGCUGCAGGCCUCAGCAACAUCAUCGGAGUGAUCGUGUACAUCUCAGCAGCACUGAGCGACAUCUCUCCCAAGAAAGAUGAGGACAAGAAGUGGCACUACUCCUAUGGCUGGUCCUUCUACUUCGGCGGCCUGUCCUUCAUCCUGGCCGAGAUGGUGGGCGUCCUCGCUGUUAACAUCUACAUAGAGAAGAACAAGGAGUUGCGCUGUCGCUCUCGCACUGACCUCUUCAAAAGCACCACGCACGCCAUGCUGCGGCUGCCCAGCUACCGUUUCAGACGGCGCUCUCGCUCCAGCUCACGGUCCACCGACCCACCGCACUCACCAGAGACGUCACCCAUCGGCACCUCCAAGACCUUUAGCCUGCCACCCUCUGCACCACCCUUCUCUGUGGCCACCCUGCCCAACCCGCAUCACACCAGCAGUGGCGGAAGUGGAGGAGGAGGUGACAUCUCCAUGUACACUCUGUCAAGGGACUCCAAGCUGGGCAGCCUGGGAGGCGGCGCCCCACCUCUCUACGGCACUGUGGACCGCGCCACGCUGUACCAGCUCCACAACUACUUCCCAAAAGAUUCAAGCGGCAGUGGUGGAGGAGGAGGAUCAGGAUCAGGAGGAGGUGGAGCGGUGAUAAGCAGCGGCACGCUCCCUUCUCAUUCCAAGUCCAACUUGGCGGCAGCAGCGGCUGUAGCCCAGAAUGCAGCGCCGCUGAAUACCUCCACAUCAGCUGCCACAACGGCCCAGACAGCUCCGAUAUCCACAGCCACCAUGGAGAGGGACAGGGGCAACAUGGGAACCCUGGACCGACUGACAGCCAAAAGGGACAGGGAUAGCAACUCAGAUACACUGAACAGGAAAACUACGCCAGUUUAAACCUCAGAAAAGAGGGAGAGAGUGUUGAAAUAUAAAAGGGACCUUAGAGAUUUCUGAGUUUGAGGAAAGGAAGAGUAGGGCUGAAAAUGUGUAGGUGACACUUCAAUGGUAGCGUUUCUGUCCUUGCACCUGGGGUAUCUAGCUGCCAUAAUUACCAAUAUCAUUACCAGUCAUAAAAAACCUGAUACAAUGUGCAAAUUCAUGACAACUGCCUUAAAAUGGUCAUGACUUUAGCUUCAAAACCCUGUUUGAAAUUUAAUUAUUCAGCAGUGGUGCAGAGGAGGCCUCACACACGCCUUACUUUGGACUUCCCAGUAAAACCAGUCUCGCGUUGAAGCAGUUGGGGGUUAAGUGCCUUGCUGAGGUGGCAGGGGGACUCAGUAGUUAUUUACUCCCCCCUUAUACAUUCUGGUAGCUGCUUCAGGGAUUUAAAAUACAAAUUCACUUUAAUAAGAAAAAAAUGGGAAAAAUACUUGACCCCAAGUGAUGAUUGGUAUACCAAAUACACUCACCCUGUGUUAUGAGGAAUUCAUAAUUAAAGCAGUUUUUGUUGUAUGCCUCCACAGAAGGCAUGUUUACUUAGAGCCUACUAAUCUGAUUAGAAUAGGUUUAAAUGCCCAAACAGAAAAAAACAUGAUCCAUGUAAACACCUCAAUCAGCUUAGACAGGCCCAAACCGAUUAGCGGUUGCAGAGGGUUAGCUUAAACCUUUUCAUAAACCGAUCAAAAGAAAAUUUGUGUCAUGUAAACAGUAGAGCUGAUUCAUCUCUGGCUGCGUUCUCUGUCCUAACAUAAGGGGACGUGAAGACAUAUGUUUUUCCACUUCAGAAAAUGGAGACUUCCACGCAAAAGUGGACUGCAACGGAGAGUUUGUUUUCAUUACAAACUCUUAAAGAACUGUAUGUUAGUGGACACUUAGAUGGUAGACGCUGUUGCUUGAUCAAGAGAAUCAAAACAACAGCAAACACUGAGCUGAACAGACCUUAAAUUUCCAUUUUAGCAGUUAGUUUGACUUCAUCCCCCCCAUAAAAACAUGAAAG
This is a messenger RNA of Plectropomus leopardus (leopard coralgrouper), 2558 nucleotides long. It is a transcript of the gene cacng8a, whose product is annotated as calcium channel, voltage-dependent, gamma subunit 8a. Gene Ontology annotation, biological process: neurotransmitter receptor transport, postsynaptic endosome to lysosome; transmission of nerve impulse; calcium ion transport. Gene Ontology annotation, molecular function: voltage-gated calcium channel activity; channel regulator activity. NCBI's taxonomy places the organism in Eukaryota, Metazoa, Chordata, Actinopteri, Perciformes, Serranidae. Gene Ontology annotation, cellular component: AMPA glutamate receptor complex; postsynaptic density membrane. The record is from RefSeq and is a predicted model, not a curated record.